AUGACUCCAAAUAUUAACAUAUAUGGUGCAGCCUUUUGGGAAACCAUUUGUGGUGAACAUGGCUUGGAUAAUAAUGGAAAUUAUCAUGGAGACGACGACUUACAGAAAUCUAGAUUAAAUGUUUAUUUUAGUGAAGCGAGUUCUGGAAAAUAUGUGCCAAGAGCAGUUUUAAUCGACUUAGAACCAGGCACCAUUGAUAGCGUUAAAAACUCGCAUAUUGGAAACUUAUUCAGACCUGAUAAUUUUAUAUUUGGCCAAAGCUCAGCUGGUAAUGUUUGGGCCAAAGGUCACUAUACUGAGGGAGCCGAAUUGGUCGACUCUGUUUUAGAUGUUGUCAGAAGGGAAGCCGAGGGCUGUGAUUCUUUACAAGGUUUUCAGAUCACUCAUUCAUUAGGAGGUGGAACUGGUUCUGGUAUGGGAACUUUAUUAAUUUCAAAAAUAAGGGAAGAAUUUCCUGAUAGAAUGAUGGCUACGUUCUCUGUUGUUCCUUCGCCCAAAUUGUCUGACACUGUUAUUGAACCUUAUAAUGCAACUUUGUCUGUUCAUCAAUUAGUUGAGAAUGCAGAUGAAACCUUUUGUAUCGACAACGAAGCUUUGUACAAUAUUUGUCAAAAGACAUUGAAAUUGCCACAGCCAUCUUAUGCUGAAUUGAACAAUUUAGUUUCUUCUGUCAUGUCUGGUGUCACGACUUCUUUACGUUAUCCUGGUCAAUUGAACUCCGAUUUGAGGAAGUUGGCUGUCAACUUAGUUCCUUUCCCGAGAUUACAUUUCUUUAUGGUUGGAUUUGCUCCGUUAACUUCAAUAGGCUCCAAAUCGUUUAGAUCUCUUACAGUUCCAGAAUUAACUCAACAAAUGUUUGAUCCUAAAAACAUGAUGGCAGCUUCCGAUCCAAAGAAUGGACGUUACUUGACCGUUGCAGCAUUUUUCAGAGGUAAGGUGUCAGUCAAAGAAGUUGAUGAUGAGAUGCAUAAGGUUCAAACAAGAAAUGCUUCUUAUUUUGUUGAGUGGAUUCCAAAUAACGUGCAAACGGCUGUAUGCUCAGUUCCGCCUAAGGGUUUGGAUAUGUCAGCAACCUUCAUCGGUAACUCAACUUCUAUCCAAGAUUUAUUCAAGAGAGUUGGAGACCAGUUUAGUGCUAUGUUCAGAAGAAAGGCCUUUUUACAUUGGUAUACUUCUGAGGGUAUGGACGAAAUGGAAUUCACUGAAGCUGAAUCCAAUAUGAAUGACUUAGUCAGUGAAUAUCAACAAUAUCAAGAGGCUGGUGUUGAAGAAGAAGAAUUGGACUAUGCAGAUGAAAUUCCAUUAGAAGACGGAAUGGAGUAG
Messenger RNA from Priceomyces carsonii, 1323 nucleotides. RefSeq names its product beta-tubulin (gene TUB2). Gene Ontology annotation, biological process: microtubule cytoskeleton organization; mitotic cell cycle. The record is from RefSeq and is a predicted model, not a curated record. NCBI's taxonomy places the organism in Eukaryota, Fungi, Ascomycota, Pichiomycetes, Serinales, Debaryomycetaceae. Gene Ontology annotation, cellular component: cytoplasm; microtubule. Gene Ontology annotation, molecular function: structural constituent of cytoskeleton; GTP binding; GTPase activity.